AUGUUCGCCCAGUUCCUUCUCGCAUUAAAGCUCUUCGGACCUAUCUUCCGACAGCUAUUCGCCGGUAUGAAGUUAGCGAUUGCGACGCGUUUGCACCAACUCACAUACCGCGCUGUCGAGCAUCCCCGGAACGUUGUCGUCGUCGGCGCUUCUUUCGCUGGAUAUCAUGCUGCGAAGUGCCUGGCUAGUUCGCUUCCCACUGGCUAUCGGGUUGUGAUUGUCGAACGAAAUACGCAUUUUCAGUUGACUUGGGUUUUGCCACGGUAUGCUGUCGUGCAUGGUCACGAGCAUAAGGCUUUCAUCCCAUAUGGGUCUUAUCUUCGUUCGGCUCCAAAGGGCUCGUAUGAGUGGGUGCGAGAUACUGUUGAGCGGAUCUUGCCUGAUCAGGAUGGGAAGACUGGAAAGGUAGAGCUGGCGUCUGGUGCGAAGGUCGAAUUUGAUUACCUCGUGCUCGCAACGGGGUCGUCAGGGGGCCUUCCGUCGCGGGUCCCCGCUGAGACUAAGAAUGAAGGUAUAAAACUAUUAGUGUCUGAGCAGGAGAAGCUUCGUGCCGCAAAGAAUGUGGUCAUCGUUGGGGGUGGAGCUGCGGGAAUCGAGCUUGUGGCGGAUGCAAAAUCCCUCUAUCCGGAGAAGAAUGUCACGUUAGUCCAUUCUCGGGAGACAUUGCUGGGUCGAUUUGGGCCUAGGCUAGGGAAGAGAGCGUUGCAACAGCUUAAAGAACUGGGUGUGAGGAUCAUACUUGGUCAAAGACUACUCAGUGACGAAGCGGAGAAUGGCACUGUCACGUUAAGCUCAGGCGAGACUAUCCCGUGCGAUUAUCUGGUGAAAUGUAUUGGACAACGCCCCAACUCGAAGCUCAUACAGCUUCUAUCGCCGGAGUCGAUCUCUGAGUCUGGUCAUGUCAAGGUCCGCCCUACCUUGCAAUUAAUAGACAUGUCGCUGAACCAUAUCUAUGCCGCUGGGGAUGUGGUAGAAAUGGAUAAUAUCAACAAUGGCCGAGCAGCUGUACAGCAAGCACAGCGUGUCUCACAGAAUAUCGUGCGAUCCAUCAAUUCACAGAGUCAGCUCGAGUAUCAUCCAGAGUGGUGGGAGGGAAUGACGAAGCUACAUGUGGGUCUAGGGAAAGCUUUAAUGUGGAUGGGAGACUGCUCAGUGGAGAUCAUUACAUCCGUCAAGUGCCGAGCGGAGGAGUUGGACAGCCCAAGGGUGUGGAAGUUUUUCGGGGCGAAACCAUAUGUGGAUGCAGCAUAUGAGAUCGAAAAGAACCAAGGUAUCAACUAA
Aspergillus alliaceus is the source of this 1281-nucleotide messenger RNA. RefSeq names its product NAD(P)/FAD-dependent oxidoreductase. Lineage: Eukaryota; Fungi; Ascomycota; Eurotiomycetes; Eurotiales; Aspergillaceae. The coding region runs from base 1 to 1281 and encodes 426 amino acids. Gene Ontology annotation, molecular function: flavin adenine dinucleotide binding; electron-transferring-flavoprotein dehydrogenase activity. Gene Ontology annotation, cellular component: cytoplasm. The transcript is spliced from 3 exons. The record is from RefSeq and is a predicted model, not a curated record.